Mugil cephalus (flathead mullet) is the source of this 2882-nucleotide messenger RNA. It is a transcript of the gene slc24a3, whose product is annotated as solute carrier family 24 member 3. NCBI's taxonomy places the organism in Eukaryota, Metazoa, Chordata, Actinopteri, Mugiliformes, Mugilidae. Gene Ontology annotation, molecular function: calcium, potassium:sodium antiporter activity; calcium channel activity. Gene Ontology annotation, cellular component: membrane. The record is from RefSeq and is a predicted model, not a curated record. Gene Ontology annotation, biological process: intracellular calcium ion homeostasis; calcium ion transmembrane transport.
AAUAUUACAUUUAUUUGCAACUAUUGGGUCAAAAACACUACAUUCGAGGUUGUUGGGUGUCCGAGAUAAUAAACGGAGCAAAUACAGUUGGGUGGUGAUUCUUUUACUUUGAAACGUGAAGUCGGACGUGCGGCUCCCACGCGCUCCAGCUGACUUCACCAAGCCACCGCCAGCCCGGUCAUAUCUUCUCUCCCGUCGGGUGAGUUCAGUGCCCGCACCGCGCACCUCUCAGUCCCCGCCCGCUCGCUCCAGUUUCGUCGCACCUCAGCCACCGCCACCACCGGGGAGGGGGUUUCCGCCGGAUCGCUCGCCGAGAAGAGAGCGCCAUGGCCCGCGUGGUGGUCGAAGGGAUGCCGGAGUCGACCGGCGACGGAGCAGCCGGAGCAGGAGCAGGAGCAGGAGCAGGAGCAGGAGGCGGCGGCGGCGGAGGAGGAGGAGGAGGAGGAGGAGUGAUGAUGGUGAUGAUGAACCGGCGGAGGAGCAAAGCCAGGCGGAGAAAGCGAAAGGAGUUGUUCGGCGUCCAGAUGUGCUUUGCGGGGGCGCUGCUCGGGCUCGUCGCGGGGCUGCAGGCUGUGGCUCAGAGAGCAGGAUAUCAUGUUUCCAGCUCCGUGGUUCUGGAGGAAGCGAGGUGGGAGAGUCGUCACCUUUUACAAGAAGACAACGAGUCCAAGCUCUACCAGGAACCGGAGAAAAACUGUACUGAACCAGGAAUCCAUGAGUUCCCCAGGGAUUACUUCACCAACCAGGAGCGCGUCGAUGGAGCCGUGGGCCUGCACGUCCUCUGUGCGGUCUACAUGUUCUACGCUCUGGCGCUGGUGUGCGACGACUACUUUGUCCCCUCCUUAGAGAAGAUAUGUGAGCGUCUCCACCUGAGUGAGGAUGUUGCAGGGGCGACCUUUAUGGCAGCAGGAAGCUCAGCGCCCGAGCUCUUCACCUCCGUCAUCGGAGUGUUCAUCACUAAAGGCGACGUCGGGGUCGGCACCAUAGUGGGCUCUGCCGUCUUCAACAUCCUCUGCAUUAUAGGAGUGUGCGGGAUAUUCGCUGUGCAGACGAUACACCUCACCUGCUGGCCUCUGCUCAGAGACUCUCUCUACUACACCCUGUCUAUCUCUGCUCUCAUAGUGUUCAUAUAUGAUGAAAAAGUGGUCUGGUGGGAGGCCCUCACGCUGAUCCUCAUGUACUUCGUCUACAUUCUCAUCAUGAAGAUGAACUCCCACGUCGUCCGUUUCCUGGAGAGGCGAAAGAAGAGCUCGUCCAGCCUGAGGAACGGAGCGGCCAACAACGCCGAGCUGGACGACGGCUGCGAUGCCACGGCUGUGCUUUUAAAGAAAGCGAAUCACCACAGGAAGCCGUCCGUGCUGAUGGUGGAUGAGCUGCUGUCUGCGUACCCCCCGCUGACUUUCUCCGAGGCCGGCAUGAGAAUCAUGAUCACCAGCCACUUCUCCCCCAGAACCCGCCUCACCAUGGCCUCGCGGAUGCUCAUCACCGAGAGGCAGCGUCUGAUCAACACUCGGACUCUGACCAACGGCGACUCCGACGUCCCCGUGAAGGGAGGAAGCAGGCGGAGCAUAGAAAACGGGCUGUCCGGGGCGGAGAGGCGCGCCAACGCUCGGCACGACGACCGCGAGGCCGGCAACGAGACGGAGAACGAGGACAACGAGAACAACGAGAACGACGAAGAGGAGGAGGAAGACGACAGAGAGGGGCCCUUUGUGCCCUUCCAGUGCCCAGCUGGAGUGUGUAAUAAGAUGAAGUGGCUGCUGGCCUGGCCUCUGUGUCUGCUGCUGUUCUUCACCGUCCCCAACUCGGCCACGCCUCGCUGGGAGAACUGGUUCAUGCUGUCCUUCAUCGCCUCCACCCUGUGGAUCGCCGCCUUCUCCUACGUCAUGGUCUGGAUGGUGACAGUGAUCGGCUUCACGCUCGGCAUCCCGGACGUCAUCAUGGGCAUCACCUUCCUGGCGGCCGGCACCAGCGUCCCCGACUGCAUGGCCAGCCUCAUAGUGGCACGGCAAGGGAUGGGAGACAUGGCGGUGUCCAACUCCAUUGGCAGCAACGUGUUCGACAUCUUGGUGGGACUCGGCCUCCCCUGGGCCCUCAAGACCCUGGCUAUCAACUAUGGCUCGGAUAUCAAACUGAACAGUAAAGGACUGAUCUUCUCGGUGGGUCUCCUCUUGGCCUCUGUGUUCAUGACGGUUCUGGGAGUUCACCUCAACAAGUGGACGCUGGACAAGCGCCUGGGCUUCACGUGUCUCCUCCUCUACUCCGUCUUCCUGUGCUUCUCCUGCCUCAUCGAGUACAACAUCUUCACCUUCGUCAACCUGCCGACCUGCCGGGACGACUGAGGCGCACGCGCUCGUCCACGCACACCCACACACGCCGCACACACACUCGUACAGGAAGUAUCGAUAUCUGGUGGCGUCCGACGGAAGACUGACAACCGGGGGAGGUCCAAUUCUAAAUCUGACGAGUAAGGAUCGAUUGCAAAAUACCGUUUUGGCACCAAUCUGAUUCGCGCUCCUUCCUGCUCUUCUGUCUCUUUUGCGGAAGAGAUCCCGCUCUGCUAUUUCUUCUGUUUUUUCUCGGUGCAAUAUGAAGCCGCUCUGGUGUUUGCUCCUAACCAGACCAGAGCGAGGGACGGAUUAAGCAGAAGUGGAAUGAACUGACUGACGAAGGACACACACACACACAACCACACACACACAAAAAAAACUCUUUGUCCAACUACUGCUCACUCCUUAUAUGAGGACCUUUUUAUUUUGAAACUCCUUGUACUUUGGGUGUGAUGUUUUCUAGCUGCUAACCUUUCCCUGACAGGAAAGGUAGGUCUUUUAGAUCUACUAGUUGAGAGUAAUAAUGAUUAAAAGCAAUGAUGUAGAGGGGUG